Molecule: messenger RNA, 1433 nt
Organism: Cajanus cajan (pigeon pea)
Lineage: Eukaryota; Viridiplantae; Streptophyta; Magnoliopsida; Fabales; Fabaceae
Gene: MYB108
Product: myb domain protein 108
Biological process (GO): regulation of DNA-templated transcription
Cellular component (GO): nucleus
Molecular function (GO): DNA-binding transcription factor activity; sequence-specific DNA binding
Source: RefSeq, a predicted model, not a curated record
UCUAUCUUCCUUGUGACUUCUAACAAUCUCUCUCUCUCUCUCCAAUGGAUGAAAAAGGAAGCAACGCCCUUAGCCUUAGUGAGGACGAGAUGGACCUCCGAAGAGGCCCAUGGACCGUCGAUGAGGACCUCGCUCUCAUCAAUUACAUUGCCACUCACGGCGAAGGUCGCUGGAACACCCUUGCCCUCUCUGCCGGGCUCAAACGAACGGGGAAGAGUUGCAGAUUGAGGUGGCUCAAUUAUCUCCGUCCUGAUGUUCGACGUGGAAACAUCACACUUGAAGAACAGCUUUUGAUUCUCGAGCUCCAUUCUCGCUGGGGAAACCGAUGGUCGAAAAUUGCCCAAUAUUUACCGGGUAGAACCGACAAUGAGAUCAAGAACUAUUGGAGAACCCGUGUCCAAAAGCAUGCCAAGCAACUAAAAUGUGACGUGAAUAGCAAACAAUUCAAGGACACCAUGCGUUACCUUUGGAUGCCAAGGUUGGUAGAGCGCAUUCAAGCAGCCUCAGCUGCCUCGACCACCGCAACCAUCGUGGCUAACGCCCCCACCGCCACCGUGGCAGCAACUGCAACGACCAACAAUGCAUACACACAUGGGAACAACAAUUUUGAGGUUCAUAAUCAUAACCACAAAAUGGGGUUGAGUCCUUCAGAGUAUGUGGGUUCACAACAUGUGACGACGCAAAGUUACACCCCGGAGAAUAGUAACACUGCUGCGUCAUCAUCAGACUCGUUUGGGACUCAAGUCUCAACAAUUUCUGAUAUCACUGACUAUUACAGUGUUCCGGUGAGUGGUAACAAAAACAACAAUUGUGCAGAUUAUUAUCAACCCUCUCAAAUUAGCUACUCGGAUUGCAUCACAAGCCCUUCUGGGUUGUUUCCUCAUCAGGGACUCGAUUUUCAAGCCGUGGAACCAAACAACCCGUGGAACAUGCAAAGUGGGGACUCCUCCGACAAUUUUUGGAAUGUUGAAAACAUGUUGUUCCUAGAGCAGCAACUCAUGAAUGACAACAUGUGAAACAUUGAGAAUAGGAAAGGGUGAUUAUUUUAUAAAAGAUGAAACUUAGAUGCACUUUUUUAACUACUAUCUUUAGUGUUGAUUUUAAUUGGAGUUAAAGUUAAGUGAAAUUUUAAUUUUAAUUAAACAACAACACUAAAAUCAACGACUGCAUUUAAGUUUUGUUCUUUUGUAAAUGAGAAAAAGAAAAAGGGUUGUUUGUGAAAUAUAGAGAGGCGAAAGUAGAAACAAGGAAUAAAUUAAAUUCAUGUGUAGCACACACCUAGAUAUAUAUAUAGGAUCUAGAAACUGUGGAUUAAUUAUAAUGAUGAAGAGAAGGAAUUGGGGGUUAUUUUUCAGCUUGUAUUUAUUUUUUCUAAUGGAGGCAGUGAAAAGGAUUGUAACUUGUCCAUUUUCUUUACAUAUCAUUUCAUUCUU